ACGCACAAAAGAGCCAAAACCGGAUCUUCUCCAAGUAUUGUCCUUUAUAUAAAAGGAUCGUAUUUGAACUCUACUGUGAAUGUGUACAGUUGAAGUUGACGCCUACUGAUUACAUGAAUCUAUAUAUACAAGGCUAGACUAGUCACUAAAUUCAUCACCUUUUUCGCUUUGGGCACCAAUGGACUCACAUGAGGAGCAACAAUGCUUACCUAUCCUCGACUUCUCCCGCGAAAAGCUAGUGCCAGGUACGAGUCACUGGAUCACGAUCAGGGACAAAGUCAGAAGAGCAAUGGAGGAGCAAGGAUGGUUUGUGGCAGAGUUCAAUGGCGUCACAUCAGAUAUAAGGGAGGACUUGCUCACCGGGAUGAAGGAGAUGUAUGAUCUGCCGUACGAAAUCAAGAUCAAGAACGAGAACCACAAGGUCUCACACGGGUACAUGACUAUGGUAGUUGAGGAUUACCGGAUCCACGAGAGCUUGGGGAUAGAUUAUGCAACUGAGCACCAAGCUUGCAAAGACUUCUCUAAACUACUCUGGCCACAAGGAAACGAUCCCUUCAGUGAAACAACACAUAAGUACGCAACAGCAGUAGCGGAGCUAGAGCAGAGGGUGAUGAGGAUGUUGUACGAGAGCUAUGGAAUGGACGAGAAGAAGCACUUGGCGAGUCAUUCGGAGUCAACUCGAUACCUGUUGAGGAUGCUGAGUUACCGG
Messenger RNA from Camelina sativa (false flax), 709 nucleotides. NCBI's taxonomy places the organism in Eukaryota, Viridiplantae, Streptophyta, Magnoliopsida, Brassicales, Brassicaceae. The record is from RefSeq and is a predicted model, not a curated record.